AGGUGGUGUGGGUCUAUCUUUUUUUUUUUUUGAGUUAAAAAAAAAAAAAAAAAACAGAAGAGAACAUCUUUACGAUGCUGCUUUCACGAUUUUAAAAUUUUAGGUGAUUUUUUUUGGAAUUUUGGAAUUCUCUUUACAAAUUUUAUGUUGUAAGGUAGAUUCAAUUUUAAAAAAAAAAAGAUAUUUAGAUUAAUACAAGUUCCUAAGUCCUAACUAAUCAAAGCUUCCAUCCCUCGUGAAGCACGAGUUGGUUGAAUAUAAAGUCUCUCAAAAAGAAAAGAAAAAGUGGUUAGUAUUGGCAGAAAAAAAAAGUGGUUAGUAUUGGAUGAAAAGAGAAUUUAAUGUUCGUAUUCAAAAAUGUUUUAUAUAUACUAUAUAGUAUAUAUACAAAAUCCCAAGAUUAACUCAUUCAUAUUCCAUCUUCAUCUCCAUUUCUCACACUCAAAGGUUAAGAAGAAAAGAUGGCGAAAAAGUUGGAAGCUCAAGGUGGUCGUGGAGGAGAAGAAUGGGACGAUGGUGGUGCUUACGAAAACGUCAAGAAAGUGUAUGUUGGUCAAGGUGAUUCUGGUGUUGUUUACGUCAAGUUUGAUUACGAGAAAGAUGGAAAAAUCGUAUCACACGAACAUGGGAAGCAGACACUACUUGGAACAGAGGAGUUUGAGAUUGAUCCUGAAGACUACAUCACCUAUGUGAAAGUUUACUACGAGAAACUUUUCGGGUCACCGAUAGAGAUCGUCACAGCUCUUAUAUUCAAGACAUUCAAAGGAAAAACUUCUCAGCCGUUUGGACUAACCUCUGGAGAAGAAGCUGAGCUAGGAGGCGGCAAAAUCGUUGGAUUCCAUGGAACUUCAAGUGAUCUGAUCCAUUCUCUAGGAGCUUAUAUUAUUCCUUCGUCCACACCAUUGACUCCUUCUUCCAAUACUAUUCCAGCACAAGGUGGAGAUGGUGGAGUUGCUUGGGAUGAUGGUGUUCACGACAGUGUCAAGAAGAUAUAUGUUGGACAAGGUGACUCUUGUGUGACCUAUUUCAAAGCUGACUAUGAAAAGGCUUCAAAGCCUGUCCUUGGAAGUGAUCAUGGGAAGAAGACAUUGCUUGGAGCAGAGGAGUUUGUGCUUGGACCAGAUGAGUAUGUCACUGCCGUGUCGGGCUACUAUGACAAGAUUUUUAGUGUAGAUGCCCCGGCAAUCGUCUCGCUUAAGUUUAAAACAAACAAGAGAACAUCUAUCCCGUAUGGACUCGAGGGAGGAACUGAAUUCGUACUGGAGAAGAAAGACCACAAAAUCGUUGGUUUCUAUGGACAAGCUGGUGAAUAUCUUUACAAACUUGGAGUCAAUGUUGCGCCCAUAGCCAAAUGAUGUGAAACCAAUCUGGAUAUCCCUGAAAUUUGAAUAAGGUUAUGUUGUGAGUUUAUGAAGUUGUGGUCUAGUGUUGUAUUUUGUUUUUCUUAAGGAUAAUGCAUCUGUGUGCUUUGCUUAUCUAAAAUCUAAAUAAAGUGGGUUUCUGCAUUGUGACUUUGCACAAACUUCUUUUGUUAAAAUGAAUAAGAAAUCACAUCAAGAAAACAGAACAAGACCACAACGAGAAGACUUGAAACUCUCUGAAGGUAUAUAAACAAACAGAACCUAGUAAAUUAGAGUCAGCUUAUUCAAAACUUUUAGACCAUCAUCAAGAUCAUUAUAAACUUGGAGUCAAUGUUGCGGAAACCAAUCUGCUAUCCCCGGAAUUUCAAAUAAAGAGACUAGAGAAUUACUUUGAACACACUUCUUUUAUUAAAUCGGAUCACAAAAAUCCAUCAAAGACACAACAGCAACAAACACAAAGAGAAGACUUAAAACACUGAAGCAGUAAACAAACAGAGAGAAAUAAAGUAGAAUCAGCUUAUUCAAAGUGUGUAAACUAUCAUCAAAAGAUACUUAAAAUCUCCAUAAUUAUUUGGUUAUUGGCGCGACAUGGACUCCAAAUUUGUGAAGUAGAUCACCAGCUCUUCCAUGGAAACCAACUAUCUUUUGACCGUCCUUCUUGAAUUCGAAGGCUGUGCCAGCUCCUAUUCCAAAAGGAAUAGAUACUCGCUUAUUAGUCGUGAACCUAAGCAUAUUUACGAUUGGUUCAUUCCCAAAGAUUGCAUCGUAGGUGCCAUCAACUGCCGUGAUGUAUUCACUUGGAUAGUCA
This is a messenger RNA of Arabidopsis thaliana (thale cress), 2169 nucleotides long. RefSeq names its product Mannose-binding lectin superfamily protein (gene JR1). Bases 462 to 1355 code for a protein of 297 amino acids. NCBI's taxonomy places the organism in Eukaryota, Viridiplantae, Streptophyta, Magnoliopsida, Brassicales, Brassicaceae. Gene Ontology annotation, molecular function: carbohydrate binding. The transcript is spliced from 5 exons. The record is from RefSeq and is marked reviewed.